Messenger RNA from Rotaria sp. Silwood2, 2137 nucleotides. The record is from the annotation of a GenBank genome assembly. Lineage: Eukaryota; Metazoa; Rotifera; Eurotatoria; Philodinida; Philodinidae.
AUGUGGCAUCCUGCCCUCCUCAAAACACUUCUUAAGCUCGAAUUUCCACCACCACUACUAAGAUGGAUUUUUUCAUGGUUAAACGGUAGAACAAUGUCCAUUCAUGUCGGAAAUGCAGUUUCACGUGUUAUUAACUUAUUCGUUGGCACUCCUCAAGGUUCUGUUUUGGCAGCUACUCUUUUUCGCUUACACGUUCAUUUCCUUCCCUCACACUUCAUGAAUUUAGUAUGCCAUCUAUUUGCGGAUGACCUUGCUAUCAUUAUCUCUGGUGCACUUGAGAAUACAUUUUCCAGAAAUAUUGCUGAACUUGAAAGACAAGCUGAGAUUGCAAUGAGAAUUCUAGCAAAAUAUGCCGAGGAUAACAUACUUCCUGUCAAUAUAAACAAAACAAAAGCACUGCUAGUACACGAUGUUGUAGCACCACCAUAUCCUAAAAUAAAAUAUAAAGAUUUACCAAUCGAAUUUGUAAAACGUUUCAAAUAUCUAGGAGUCGAUAUAACAACAAAACUAGGAUGGGGUAUCUAUAUAAUAAAACGUCUUCAAAUAAUUAGAAAAAUAUAUCAUGCCCUACGCAUUAUAUUUAAUAAAAUACCUAUAUCUCUAAUACAUAUACGAAGAAAAUUAUUUUUUGCCUAUGCGCUUCCGCAUAUAAUUUGGUUAUUCUCGUGCUGGUUUUUUUAUACCGAAAACCAACAAACAUUAAUUGAGCAUGUUUACUGUACAGGGCUCCGUAUAACACACAAUUUGAAGCGUUGGGAAGACCUAACUGUCUACACGUUAACUAAAGAAUACACAAUAAAUGACUAUUUAUAUAAAUAUUGGUUAAAGUUUAACAAACACCUUGAGACAUCAGCUGAAGCUCACCAAUAUCAACUUACUUUUACUGCAUAUCUAGCAUCGAAAACCCCACAAAAAUGCUGGUAUCUAUCCAUGGGUAUGCGAAAAAAUAGCAAAUUUUUGAUUAGAUUAUCUGAAAGAGCUCAACAUUCGAAAAUAGAUAUGAUAAACUUUUUAACGAUUCACGCUCAACAAUAUGGGUACUUCAAACAUUCAUCUUUCCCUAUACAUACCUUCAUCUAUAAAUAUCUGAUGCAGGAAACAACAAUUGUUACAUUGUAAAUCGAAAAUUAAAUAUAUAAAUAUAAACCGUAAUACUACACAUGUCAUUUUUUUCCCACCUGAACACACAUAUAUAUAUACAUAUGUAUAUCAUCUAGAGUGAUACCAUAGUAUUGUUAUUUCGAACCUCACUGUAUGUAUAACGUAUAAAAGAUGUCGCCAUUGUUUAUUGUUACUAUGUUUUUAAGUUUUUCACCUUUACUUCACUCUUACUUUUCUGUUAAUGUUAUUAUUUUAUCAUCAUAUGUUUUUCUUUUCUCUGUUCGCGUUAUUGUUAUUGUUGCUAUGAAUUUCUUAAAGUUUAUUUAUUUAUUUAUUUUUUUUUUUUAAACAUCACAUUGUCAACCUUAUUAUUACAGGGACAAUAAAUCUAUAUGUCAAAAAAAAAAAAUAUGUUUUCGCAACUUCGGUGAUAGAUUGAGCGAAUACUUGAUACUUUCUGGUGAUGCUAUUGUCAUUGUGUUCCAAUUGCUGAAAUUUGCUUGUAAUAUCAUUUUGGACUUAUCUUAAUAUUGAUUUGUCUUGUAGCUUUGAACUGUCUGGUUGUAGCUGUUUGUUGGGUUUGUUUUUCCUUCUAGCUUUGAAGUGUAAUUUAAUUUUGCUCCUCAUCAGAUGAUGAUCAGUACCGAUUCCGUCAGCAGGUCUUCGAUAGCACGUUGGAUCUUUGAUUCUGGAUCGGAAUUUCUUAUUCACAACAGUAUAAUCCAACCUAUGCGACUGUUUGUUUCCCGGAUGCAUCCAUGAGGUUUGGUGGACGAAUUUGUGUUGAAAGAAGGUGUUUGUAAUGGCCAAAUUGUUUGUCAGACAGAGAUCAACAAGUCUAAUUCCAUUUUCAUUUUCGAAACCAACAGUAAAAGAACCAACGCUUUUAGGAGCAGUUUGAUGUUGAACUAGCCAGAUUCUAGCAUUGAAAUCACCUAAUAGUACUAUCAUAUCGUUGUGUGGUACCUUGCCAAUGGCUUCUUCCAAAUCAGCAUAAAAUUCAUCACACUUUUAUGCCAUUAUUUUAGUUGAUGGA